AUCCAUGAGUUGAGCCAGACAACACCAUGUCAACGCCCUUCAAGUGCUGUGAGGUUUUCUAUUGGAGAAGCAGCUUCUGCCUCUCUUCAUACUGUACUUUCAUUGUCUUUCUUUUAUAGAGGAGACGGAAUGCAAUUCGUCCAAAAUUAGAAGUACCAGUACGGCGCUCCGGACAUCUCCGGCCCAAGUCAAGCACUGGUUACAAGUUGACUACACAGAUCUAGCACAGUGUUGCCAACUCCUCAGUAAGGAAAGUAGCUAUUGGCUGUCCUUUUUUGAAAAUGUGUCGCUAGAUGGGUCUGAAUACUCGCUAAAUAUAGCGAUUCUAGCAUCAGCUUUAUCCAUCUCGAUAGACMAGACUGACCGGAAGCUCACCGCCCCCCGGAAGCUCACCGCCCGUUCACUGUGGACAUGUUGCCAUAGUAACGCAGGUGACAAUAACAUGUCUGCAAAAGCGAAACAAAGCAACAAGUCAGCGGAUAAAAAUGCAAACGACAGAAAUGACGCUGCGUCCAAAGACAAUGAUGCUGAAAAAGCCAACCCUCAAUGGAAACUUAUUUCCCAUGAACAAAUCAACACGCUGUUGGAUUUGACAGUGGAACAAGUGCAACUCCAGUUUGAAGWAAUACUUGGUUUGAAGAACUACCAGACAUGUCUGAAGGAGGCAGCCCUGUUGGACUACUUUGUCUCUGGCUUCUGGUGGGCCAGGGAGAUGAACUACACCUGUCAACAGAUCUCAUUCAUCAUGGCUCUACUGCAAUUGUUACUGGACAAUAUCAGGG
Molecule: messenger RNA, 782 nt
Organism: Salvelinus sp. IW2-2015
Lineage: Eukaryota; Metazoa; Chordata; Actinopteri; Salmoniformes; Salmonidae
Source: RefSeq, a predicted model, not a curated record